Molecule: messenger RNA, 1436 nt
Organism: Beta vulgaris subsp. vulgaris (sugar beet)
Lineage: Eukaryota; Viridiplantae; Streptophyta; Magnoliopsida; Caryophyllales; Amaranthaceae
Product: pyrroline-5-carboxylate reductase
Exons: 7
Coding region: 79-906 (275 amino acids)
Biological process (GO): L-proline biosynthetic process
Molecular function (GO): pyrroline-5-carboxylate reductase activity
Source: RefSeq, a predicted model, not a curated record
AAUACGGUCACUAAUCACUUAAAACUCAGAAGGAUUAAAACCUGGGAGAAGCAAAGCAAAGGAAGAAAGGGGAAAAAAAUGGCGAUGACACCAAUUUCUAGUGACACAUUCAAGCUAGGGUUUAUUGGAGCUGGAAAAAUGGCGGAAAGUAUUGCUCGAGGUGUUGUUAAUUCCGGUGUUUUGCCUCCUUCUCGGAUUCGAACCGCUCACCUUGGUCUCCCUCGUCGCGAAGCUUUCCAGUCCUUCGGAGUCUCUGUAUUCGACAACAAUGUCCAGGUUGUUGAAGAUUGUGACGUGAUUAUUUUCUCUGUAAAACCUCAAAUUGUCAAAGAUGUGGUGCUACAGUUGAGUCCAAAGCUUUCAAAGAAGCAGCUCCUGGUAUCAGUUGUUGCGGGAACAAAACUGAAGGACUUACAGGAAUGGGCUGGGCAAAGCCGUUUUAUUAGGGUGAUGCCUAAUACUCCUGCUGCUGUUGGAGUGGCCGCAUCAGUGAUAAGUUUGGGAGGGACAGCAACUGAGGAGGAUGGUGAUCUUAUAGAAAGAUUAUUUGGAGCAAUUGGCAAGGUUUGGAGAGCCGACGAAAAAUUGUUUGAUGCAAUUACUGGUCUUAGUGGGAGUGGGCCAGCAUAUAUAUUUUUGGCCAUAGAAGCCUUGGCUGAUGGAGGAGUUGCUGCAGGUCUACCACGAGAACUUGCCAAAGGUUUAGCUGCUCAAACUGUUCUUGGAGCAGCAUCCAUGGCUGUUAAUAGUGGAAAGCAUCCUGCUCAACUCAAAGAUGAUGUUGCAUCACCAGGAGGCACAACUAUUGCUGGCAUUCAUGAGUUGGAGAAAGGUGGAUUUCGAGGCACCUUGAUUAAUGCUGUAGUGGCAGCUGCAAAGCGUGGCCGUGAACUUUCCCAGAGCUAACUUUGUCAAGGAAACAUCUCUAACUUUCAAUUUUUGAGGGCAGCAGCCAGUGGAGCUGAACCACGCAAAAGGCUACAGAAAAUCGUGUAUAGUCACUACUCAUUGGUAGAGGUCUACGUAAUGCGCAUUUGUCUAUUGUUUUGGCUGAAUGCUUGGAAUUUUUUACCGCCGGAAGCAUAUCAGUUAUCGAAUACUAGCAUGCUGUAGUCGACUUUCGAAAUAAGUGCCCCUAAUUGUUUUCAUUGAACAGUCAGGGUAAUCUGUAAUAGUUUUCUAUUUCCAAACAGUGAAUUGAUAUUAGAAGGUCGUCAUUUUUCUAGGGUAACAAUCUAAAAGAGAUGAUAUCACGUCUAUGGUUGAACGGCGGUGCACUGCUGUCCAAGCAUUGGUACUUCAUUGUCACAAAAGAAACGAGACUAUGAGAUGACCACGAUAUGGAGAUCAUGCCUCAUAAUAAAAGGAUAUCAUAAAUUUUGUAUGUUCUUUUGUAUAUAUGAGAGUUUGUUUAUAAGAAAACACAUGUUUCUAGA